Messenger RNA from Physella acuta, 1142 nucleotides. RefSeq names its product cilia- and flagella-associated protein 77. Lineage: Eukaryota; Metazoa; Mollusca; Gastropoda; Physidae. The record is from RefSeq and is a predicted model, not a curated record.
GUGUACACCGAUGUACACGGCAAAACACGGGUGAAGACAUUGUCUCCAGGAACUAUCCUACGGCUCCCGUGGAGUAUCUCUCUCACUGAGCAACUUCCCAGUCCCGUACACACCAGUCAACAAUGCCGCACCCGUGGGAGCUUGAGUGCGACCCCUUCAACUUGACCACCACAGGAUUCCUGGGCAGGAAGAGGGUCGAGAUGCUGACCAAUGAGCUUCUGCUGAAGGACAAAAUCGGUAAACCCAAACUUCGUGGCCGGAGAGUUCCGAAGAACAUCACACACGGGGUGACUAUGACCAGUCCAUGGACCGCCGCACACGCCAUGACUGGUUGGAGCGGCUGUUUACCCACCAAGGCAGAAGUAACAGGUGUUAAGGAUGAACCGAAAGUUAACGAUUACCUACAAAUGAACAGGGGGGCGAUAACUUCUGGAGUUGUAACAUCUCAAGAGUUCAGAGACUUUAAAAAAAAACAUUUUCGAAUGUUAGCGCCUGCUAUACUGGACGGCGUUAGGUUGGCGAAAAAAAUGGAACGUCCACCCCCAAAAAAAUUUCCACCGGACACAGUAUUUGGUCGCCCAAACGUAAAAGAUCCGCCGUUUUCAGAUGUCCUGAUACACAAGUUCCAGAGUGAUUGGCUCCUGUCAUCCAAGAAAGCUAUGAAGAUGGCCAAGUCUAAGAAAUCGUUUGACGAGAAGUGGUCGAGGUGGAUGGAGACCAGAGCCAGUCAGCUGAGAGUCAAGAUGGCGCCUGUUGAGGUGGAAGAAGUUCCAUGGCGGCUACCCAAGUUUAUAGACGCGAAACCACACCUGUCGACCUUCAGGUCGGAGAAAGAACGGGAGGAUGCCUGGAACGCCCACGGCUACAACCGCGUGGGGUGCCUGGGUCAGUCCGGGCAGGGCGUCACCCAAUCCACCAUCCACGACCACGCCCCUGAGCCCUACACCCAGACCAACUUCGGACCGGUCAAGCGUAUCGUGCCCCUGGACUCGUUCAAGUGACGUCAGUCGCUGACCAGCAGAGCGUGAACGAGACUCGAAUCGAUGAAAAUGAAUUUGAAAAUGUUAGCUAGGAAGAGAAUAGAGUAACUGGCCAUACAAGCUACAACGUGUGGCACUGUACUCAUAAACUCACUAAUAAAG